CAUUGAUUUGGAGUGGUUGAUGUCGGUGGGUGUGAAGAGGGAGCGGUUUAGUUUGAUGUGAUGAUGUGAAUGAUCUGUUCCCGGGGGGCUGGGAGGAGGGGGAACAGUGGCCGUUCUCUCGGUGGGUGUGGACCUUGUGAGAGGUAUAUGGGAUGGCUGCAGAGGAAAAGGUUGCAUCGGCUCUGGAUUUUGGGAAUGAACAAUCUCGGUCUCCUACAAGCCCAUCUCAUCUCACCCAUUUUAAGCCACUAACUCCAGAUCAAGAUGAACCUCCCUUCAGAUCAGCCUAUAGCUCCUUUGUAAGCCUUUUCCGUUUUAACAAAGAUGAUGGGAGACCUAACUCUUCAUACAGAACAGAAUUGCCCCAAAGUGAACCACAGGGUACAGAAGUAAAUUGGUCCAACCGCCAAGUUGAUGACAGAACGUAUUUAAGAUCAUCACCGACAUACAAAAAGCAACGCACAGGGGAGAAACCACGAAGGGCAUCUAGUGCAUCGAUAGUCAAAUCACAAGGUGCAGAUGGUCGUAGAAAACCAGAUGUGUCGAUGGGAAGCCAUGAUCCUCGAACAGCAGUACAACUGAGGAGCCUUACUACAGUUCUAAAGCGCUUGAAAGAAAUAAUGGAGGGAAAAAGCCAGGAUACUGACUUGAAGCAGUACUGGAUGCCGGAUAGUCAGUGUAAAGAGUGUUAUGAUUGUAAUGAGAAGUUUACCACCUUUAGACGUCGACAUCACUGCCGUUUGUGUGGACAGAUCUUCUGUAGUCGCUGUUGCAAUCAGGAAAUUCCUGGAAAAUUCAUGGGUUAUGCUGGUGAUCUCCGAGCAUGUACUUACUGCCGUAAAAUAGCUCUGAACUAUGCACAUUCCACAGACAGCAGCUCCAUUGGCGAAGAUCUAAAUGUUUUGACUGACUCCAUGUAUUCUGUAUCCAUAUUGGAUCCAGGUGAACCUAGAACUCCUAUAAGUGGAAGGAAAGCCAUCAGAAAUAUAUUCUUGGAAGAGGACCUUGCAUGGCAGAGCUUGGGCCGCCAGGAUUCACAGAGUAAUACUUUGUCAACACGCCUCACUGCUGUGCAAGAAGAUGUAGGAAAGUCACCUGCACGGAAAAGGUCUGCAAGCAUCACCAAUCUUUCUUUGGACCGGUCAGCUUCACCCAUGGUUCCUUCAUAUGACAGCUCUAUCAGUCCUCAAGCCUCUCGGGCAUAUGUUAAAACAGACCCCAAUGAAGAUGAAAGAAAGAUUCUUCUGGACUCUGUUCAACUAAAAGACCUUUGGAAGAAAAUAUGCCAUCACAGCACUGGCAUGGAGUUUCAGGACCAUCGAUACUGGUUGCGAACUUAUCCUAAUUGCAUAGUAGGAAAGGAACUGGUGAACUGGUUGAUUAGAAAUGGACAUAUAACCACACGAGCUCAGGCAAUUGCCAUUGGUCAAGCAUUAGUGGAUGGACGAUGGUUUGACUGUGUAACCCAUCAUGAUCAGCUCUUUAGGGAUGAAUAUGCCUUAUACAGGCCUUUGCAAAGUACAGAGUUUUCCGAGACACCCUCUCCAGACAGCGAUUCAAUAAAUUCGGUCGAAGGCAAUUCUGAACCAUCAUGGUUUAAGGACAUCAAGUUUGAUGACAGCGACACUGAGCAGAUGCAGGAUGAUGGAGAAGAAAUCAUGCAAAGCUUUUCCAGCCCUAGCAAGCGUACAUCAGUAAGCAGCUUUCAGUCAGUCGUGGACAGCGACUCUGCAGCUUCUAUCAGCCUAAAUGUGGAACUGGACAAUGUCAACUUUCAUAUCAAGAAACAUUCCAAGUACCCGUAUGUCCCAACACAUCCAGCAGAUCAGAAAGAGUUCUUGGUAUCUGAAGAUGGAGUACAGCAAGUCAUUGGUAUAAGUGAUGCCUUUAUUAAAGAAUCUCUCUUUAAUCGUCGGGUUGAAGAAAAAUCCAAAGAUCUCCUUUUUACACCACUUGGGUGGCAUCACAGCUCCCUGGAACACCUUAGGGAAGAAAAUGGCGAGAAACAAGCAAUGGAGAGACUACUUUCAGCUAACCAUAGCCAUAUGAUGGCCUUGUUGCAGCAGUUGCUGUACAGUGAAUCUCUCUCACUAUCCUGGAGAGACAUCAUUGUUCCGGUGGUCCGCCAGGUUGUACAGACUGUACAUCCAGAUGUUAAGAACAAUGAUGAUGACAUGGAUAUCCGCCAGUUUGUUCAUAUAAAAAAGAUACCGGGUGGUAAAAAGUUUGAUUCCGCGGUCGUUAAUGGGUUUGUUUGUACCAAGAACAUAGCCCAUAAGAAGAUGAAUCCUCACAUAAAAAAUCCAAAGAUUCUGCUGUUGAAGUGCUCUAUUGAAUACCUCUAUCGAGAGGAGACCAAGUUUACAUGCAUCGAUCCCAUUGUCCUACAGGAAAGAGAAUUUCUGAAGAAUUAUGUGCAGCGAAUAGUGGAUGUUCGACCAAAUCUGGUUCUUGUGGAAAAGACAGUUUCUCGUAUUGCUCAAGAUAUGCUUCUGGAAAAUGGCAUCACCUUAGUUAUUAAUGUAAAACAACAAGUGCUAGAUCGAGUGAGUCGUGUUACCCAGGGUGAUUUGGUUAUGUCAAUGGACCAACUUCUGACAAAGCCUCGCCUUGGAACAUGCCAUAAAUUUUUCCUUCAGCCGUUCCAACUACCUAAUGGUCACACAAAGACACUCAUGUUUUUUGAAGGUUGUCCCCAACAUUUGGGCUGUACUGUGAAGCUGAGAGGUGCUUCGGAAUAUGAAUUAGCAAGGGUGAAAGAAAUUCUCAUAUUCAUGGUCUGUGUAGCGUAUCAUUCUCAGCUGGAACUUUCUUUUCUUAUGGAUGAGUUUGCGAUGCCUCCAAGUUUAUCUAAAAGUGGAUCAAUCCAUUCCAUCAUCGAUGGUGAGACUGCUGAAAGUGAUGGACAAGACUUGUUUAAUGACGAGAAGAUUGGCAAUCUUUCCAAAGACUCUGAUGCUCCAAUCGAAGAUGUCUCCUUGGGAUCUGAAUUUGCUCCGGCAAUUAGUUUUGACUGUCCGAAAGAAAAUACAUUUUGUGAGGAAGAGAAACCAUUGAGAAGAAGUGUUUCCCGAGACAGUAUUUUUGUAAAACCUGAGGGGCCCACACCUGAUAGCGCUCCUCCAGAUUUUGACACCCCUUUUCUUGAUUCUCCUAUGACGUCCUCUGUCCGUGCAUCCAUAAUGGAUUCACUGAUAUCUGAAAGUAAGAAAGAUCAAACACCUCCUGACACUUAUCAUGCAUUCUUACGUGAGCAACCCAGAUCUUUAAAUGAGUCUGAUGAUCAGUCAGUGGGAAACAGGCCUAAGCUUUUCCGUGAUCCCCUUCAGGAUGAUACAGAUCUGUUCAUUACUGAACAUGUUACUUCCUCUGAAGAUAGACUGAAAUCCUACUCUGUUGCAUUCAAGCAGGAACUGAAAGAUGUCAUUCUUUGCAUAUCUCCUUUCAUUACUUUCAGAGAGCCUUUCCUAUUGACUGACAAAGGUAUGAAAUGUCCAACAAGAGACUACUUCCCAGAACAAGUCUAUUGGUCCCCUCUCUUGCACAAAGACAUAAAGGAAAUAGAAUUCCGGAGAAAGAAGCAACUGCUCAAGGACUUGACAAACCUUCAGGGACUGAAUGGCAAUGUGCAGGCAAAGUCUACUCAAAUUCUUCCAUCUCAUGAUCUGCUGAGUACUAGAAUAACUCAUUCCUUAGGAAGUAACCAAAGCCUGUCAAAGCUAUUAGCUGAUUAUAGAGCUAGAGGUGGUAGGAUAAAGAACAAAAUAAUAGAUCCCUUUAUGCAGAGCAAGGAGGACAGCAGUAAAACAGCGAUGAAAGAUGGGGAAGAGGAAAACCAACGAGGACAAAUCCAGAAUGAGCUAAUGUGGGCAUCAAAGGUGGACUGUUUGAGCCCUGCAAACCAUCAGAAGCUUUGUGUUCUCUUCAGUAGUUCCUCUGUGCAGUCGAGCAAUGCACCAAAUCCAUGCGUUAGUCCGUGGAUCGUCACAAUGGAAUUUUAUGGAAAAAAUGAUUUGACUUUGGGAAUAUUUUUGGAAAGAUAUUGCUUUCGACCCUCCUAUCAGUGUCCCAGCAUGUUCUGUGAAACGCCUAUGGUGCACCAUAUACGCCGUUUUGUGCAUGGUAAUGGCUGUGUACAAAUUGUAUUAAAAGAGCUGGAUUCUCCUGUUCCUGGCUAUCAGCACACAAUCUUAACAUACUCUUGGUGCAGAAUAUGUAAACAGGUGACUCCAGUGGUUCCGCUGUCCAGGGAUUCUUGGUCCAUGUCCUUUGCCAAGUAUCUGGAGUUAAGAUUCUAUGGCCAUCAGUAUACCCGUAGAGCAAAUGCGGAGCCUUGUGGUCACUCCAUGCAUCAUGAUUAUCACCAGUAUUUCUCCUACAAUCAGAUGGUUGCAUCUUUCAGUUUUGCCCCCAUUAGGAUGCUUGAAAUUUGCCUUCCACCAUUAGAAAUAUACAUCAAACAUCAAAUGCCAUCAAAGCAAUUGGUUAUUCAGGAUUUGAAGGAUUUUUCACAAAAGGUAUCACAAAUCUAUUCAGCAGUAGACGAUCGCCUUGUGUCCCUGAAAACUGAUACCUUCAACAAAACAAGAGAAGAAAAAAUUGAGGAUCUUUUUGCACAAAAAGAAAUGGAAGAGGCAGAGUUUCGAAACUGGUUUGAGAAAACUCAGGCAAGGUUGUUGUCCUCGCCAAUUGACAACCCUCAACAGUUGCUAUUUGUAGAUGAUUGCUUAAUUAUCAAGAAACAGAAUUUGUGUGAGCUAUUACAGGCUUGGAAUACCAGACUACAGGAUCUGUUUCAACAAGAAAAAGGACGGAAGCGACCAACAGUACCACCAAGCCCUGGCAGAUUGAGGUCAACUGAAGAAACCAAGAGCAGUGUACUGGAUGCUUCUCCACGCAAUUCCUCCUCAGGAUUACUGAAUGGAGACAAAGAGGAUCGCUUAUUGACUGGUAUGGCAGCUAACUCCACAAACAAUGCCAAUUCUCAGUUACCCUCCUCUCCAGAUGUAUGCACAGAGCAACUGUCUGCUGGGCCCAACAUUCCCACAGUGUCUAUUAUCAGUGACCAAGAUACCAACAAUGCUGAUGAUGUAUAUGAUGGACACCUUCUGGGCUCCACUGACAGUCAAGUGAAAGAAAAGUCAACGAUGAAGGCCAUUUUUGCAAACUUACUUCCUGGAAGCAGCUAUAACUCCAUCCCUUUCCCAUUUGAUCCAGAUAAGCAUUAUCUUAUGUGGGAACAUGAACGUGUACCAAUUACAGUAUGUGAGAAGGAGCCAAGUUCAAUCAUUGCAUUUGCACUCAGCUGCAAGGAAUACAAAAAUGCCGUAGAAGAUCUUGGACGAGAAUCUCUGACGAAUGGGACUGACGAAGGAGUACAACAGGCAAAUAAUGCAGACAGACCAAAGACCAAUAGCCCUGCAAGGCAUUUGGAAAGCAACAGCAGUCAAGGAAAUCGCAGCACCGACUCUGAACAGACAUCAAGAAAGACAUCUGGAGUUUUGUCAUUUUUCCGAGGUUCAGGGAGUAAAAGCCCUGAUCUGUCCAUACAGAGAAAAGAAACUUUGCGAGGUGCAGAUAGUGCUUAUUACCAGGUGUCUCAAUCAGGGAAAGAAGGGGCAGAGAAUCAAGCUGCAGAGUCGCAAGAUGAUGGUGAUGGAGACAAACAAAAGAAACAGCUUGGAAACCCACAUGUGGAACUACAAUUUUCAGAUGCCAAUGCGAAGUUUUACUGUCGAAUUUAUUAUGCUGAAGAAUUCCACAAAAUGCGAGAAGUGAUUUUGGCAAGCAAUGAAGAUGAUUUCAUCCGAUCUCUCUCUCAUUGUGUGCCAUGGCAAGCCCGAGGAGGCAAAUCAGGAGCAGCUUUUUAUGCUACAGAAGAUGACCGCUUUAUUCUGAAGCAGAUGCCUCGCCUGGAAGUCCAGUCUUUCCUGGAUUUUGCUCCUCAUUAUUUUAAUUAUAUUACAACUGCUGUUCAGCAAAAGAGACCUACAGCAUUGGCAAAAAUUCUAGGGGUGUAUCGAAUAGGCUACAAAAACUCUCAGAAUAAUACAGAGAAGAAACUUGAUCUUUUGGUUAUGGAGAAUCUCUUUUAUGGGAGAAAAAUGGCUCAGGUCUUUGAUUUAAAAGGUUCUUUAAGGAAUCGAAAUGUUAAAACUGAAACUGGAAAAGAGACAUGUGAUGUUGUGCUGCUGGACGAAAACCUAUUAAAAAUGAUUCGUGAUAACCCCCUUUAUAUUCGAUCACACUGUAAGGCUGUGCUACGAGCAUCCAUUCAUAGUGAUGCAUAUUUUCUAUCGAGCCAUCUCAUCAUUGACUAUUCUCUGCUGGUGGGCAGAGAUGACAUUACAAAUGAAUUGGUUGUUGGAAUUAUUGAUUAUAUCAGAACGUUUACUUGGGAUAAAAAACUUGAAAUGGUUGUAAAGUCUACAGGAAUCUUAGGUGGACAAGGGAAAAUGCCAACUGUGGUUUCCCCAGAACUUUAUAGAACGAGGUUCUGUGAAGCAAUGGACAAGUAUUUCCUGAAGGUCCCAGAACACUGGACAGGCCUGGGUGUGAGCUGCUGAAAAGAUGGGCAGUAUUCAAGAUAAUGUUGGAUUAAACUGCUCAAAGCAUCACUGGAUAUAUGCUAUGGAAGGGGGGAAUAUGUGGAUUGUUCAUUUGAAAGGAAAAUGAUUCCAUAGACGGCACUGAGUCAGAAAACACUGUACAUAUGCAGGUUUCAUUACAGUAUUGUAUCAGAACAGAAAUAAUUUGCCAGUUUGUGAGAAAAAGUUGUCUUGAUUUUUCGGUUUAUUUUGGGUGGGUGAAAACCACUGUUUCACAAAUGGUCCGAUUUGAGGGACAUGAAUGAGACCUGCAAAACCUGAACUAUAUUUCCACUUUGAUGUGCUUAAAAUAAAACAUUAUUAGAAAACGCAACUCAUUGAGGGUUUACCUUUCAAAAAGCACAAAGUGCUGCUCUCAAAUAAUUAGUUCAGUAUAUGCACACACUGUAGAUGCUCUUUACAAUAGCUUUGUGAGCUGUAGAAAAAGCAUGUAUUAAAUGGGGUAUUUUAUAUAUAGAUUGUCAAGCUGAGGGAUCUAUAAAAAUACUUGUUAUUUCAGUGUUCAUAUAUUAAGAGUAUACUACCUGUAAGUAGAAGAUUGGACACAUUUCAGUGUUGAUGUAACACUCCCAUUGCAAUAUGUUGCUGCAGAGCUGACAGAAUUAGAAUCAAGUUUUCACAUUUCAGAACUGUUGCCAAGAAUUUUAAAGAAUACUUCAUACUGCAGUAUUUUUCCCAGUGGUGCACUUUGUAAAUCUUUUUUCUAACACGGGUACAGAUAGAUUUGUAAAUAGAAAAUGCUAAAAUUGGCAAAUUGUGUUUUGGAUUUUUUACAUUCCAAAUUCAUGCAAGUGUCUUUAUAUAACAAAUAACUUGAAAGAAUUAUAAUUCAGGCUAAUUUGACAACUGUUAUUGAUGCACUUUGCAAAGCUGUUUUGGAUCAUGCUUCAAAACAGAUGCAGUGUCCAACGCAUCUGGGAUUUGAAUUCAGUAUGAUUCAAAGUUCAUUUUAGAUGAUUGUCUGAGAGAAAAUAAAUACCACCAAAAUGUUCUCUGGAGCACUAAUGUACAAUAAAUCUUCAUAUUCUACAAAAUGUUUUAUAAUGCUCAAAUUGUGUUAAGUUAUUUGAGACCAUAUUGGUACGUCUGAAAAUAACUAUGCUAAUGGAUAUUACAAUAAAAUAUGAAGAACAA
Carcharodon carcharias (great white shark) is the source of this 7742-nucleotide messenger RNA. It is a transcript of the gene pikfyve, whose product is annotated as phosphoinositide kinase, FYVE finger containing. The record is from RefSeq and is a predicted model, not a curated record. Gene Ontology annotation, biological process: phosphatidylinositol metabolic process; intracellular signal transduction. Bases 153 to 6566 code for a protein of 2137 amino acids. Lineage: Eukaryota; Metazoa; Chordata; Chondrichthyes; Lamniformes; Lamnidae. Gene Ontology annotation, molecular function: 1-phosphatidylinositol-3-phosphate 5-kinase activity; metal ion binding; ATP binding. The transcript is spliced from 42 exons.